AUGGGCACUGCAAACGAUGGGCAAAGCCUGCAACGAGCGGGGCCAUCCCUCUGGAGAGAUGUUGACUAUGAGCCAUUCCCAGAUCUCCCGUUGUAUGUGCAGCAACCUGUGCCAGACAGGAUACAGCAUCAAUUCGAAGUCGGUUCUCUAAAGGCCACACCAGCCUUGAUCAACGCGUCCUGGGCCUUGGUCUCCAGUCGUCUCAAGAAUUCACCUCAUGUUAUAUUUGGCACCACCAUCCUGCCAAGCGAAGCAGCUGGAAAGCAGGAUAACAUCAGCGUCUGGGCUACAGACAUUUCUCCAAUACGCGUGUCGCUGUCGGGCCACCAAAACAUUUCCGAGUACCUCGGCGCAAUGGAGAAACAAAUGGCUGACGAAGGCCAGCAUGGCAAGUCAAGGCUGAAUGCUACGGAAGAGCAGCAACUACAUACUCUGCUGGUUCACCACACGCGGACACGGGGCAUCCGACAUUGUCAGACCAAUGGCGGCAAGCAAUCCGCGCACACCUACGCGCUGGUAAUAGAGACAUGUCCCAGUGAGAACAAGAUGACAUUUAUUUCGAGCUUCGAUGCGACCGUCAUUAAGCAAUGGGAAGUACGGAAAUUGUUGCGGCGGCUGGAAUAUGUGUCGAUCCAGAUUGGCAAUGCAAGUCCCGACCAGAAACUAAAGGACAUAAACAUGGUGACGCCCGAUGAGCUCGACGAACUAUGGAAGUUGAAUGCUACCACACCAGCACAAGUCAAUCAGUGCAUGUACAGCAUGUUUGAAAAGAAGGUCCAGGUCCAACCCAAUGCACCCGCUAUUUGUGCCUGGGAUGGAGAGCUGUCAUACGGUGAGCUAUAUCGGCUUGCCAAAAAGUUAGCCUUCACACUUGUUGGCCAGGGCAUUGGACCUGAAGUACUUGUGCCACUAUGUUUUGAAAAAUCCAUGUGGACGGCGGUUGCGAUGCUGGGAGUCACCAUGGCAAGAGGAGCGUAUGUACUGUUAGACCCAUCAUUCCCUGAGAAUCGCCUCCAUGAUGUCUUGGGACAAGUCAACGCGCGGUUGAUGCUAAGUUCUGCGUCUAACCAGGCGUUGAGCUCACGACUCGUGAAUAACGUCAUUGUUAUAAGCUCCGACUACUUCAGGAGCGUGGAUUACGAACAGGGGGACGAGGACCAUAUCAACAAGCAAGCGACUCGACAACUGCCGUACUGUAACCCAUCAUCUCUUCUCUUCUUGUGCUUCACCUCGGGAAGCACAGGAACCUCCAAAGGCGCAAUGGCCACACACGCGAAUGUAGCGUCAGCUCUCCACCAUCAAGCAAGCUACUUGCGCCUCACGCCAGAGUCGAGGAUCUUCGACUUUGCAUCAUAUAGCUUUGCUACUACACUUGCCAAUUUCUUCCUGGCCAUCUACGCGGGCGGCUGCUUGUGCGUCCCGGGCGAGGAGGAUCGAAGACGACGGCUUCCAGAGAGUAUAACCGCCUUGCGAGCCAACGUCAUGGAAGUGACGCCAACUCUUGCUCGGCUUCUCAGCCCAGAAGACACGCCCACUCUGGAAUUAAUCAUUUUCUCGGGCGAGAGGUCUGACCAGAGGGAUUUUGAACGAUGGUGGGGGAGUAAAGUACAUGUAGCUCAUACCUAUGGAAGCUCAGAGUGUCUGUUCAACAGCACCAUCAACUACCAGCCUCCUGCUCUAGAGGAAACUCUCCAUAUAGGACAUGCCGUGGGAGCCGUUGCGUGGGUUGUAGAUCCCGAUGACUAUAGCGAACUGUUACCAAUUGGAGCAAUCGGCGAGUUAUUGCUCGAAGGGCCGAUUGUUGGUCGUGGGUACCUGGGCAAUCCAGAAAAGACUGCUUCCGUCUUCAUCAACGACCCGGCUUGGCUGCUUCAAGGCAGCAGCAGCCAAUCGGGACGACAUGGCCGGCUCUACAGAACAGGAGACCUAGUCAAGUUCAAUGGGGACGGAACCUUGGUCUUCAUCGGCCGUAAAGACACACAGGUCAAAGUACGUGGACAGCGCGUCGAGCUUGCCGAGGUAGAGCACUGGGUGCAGAAAUGCACACCAGAGGCAAUCCACGUCGCUGCUGAAGUCAUUGUACCGCAAACCGGCAAGACAAGGCCUUUCCUAGCGGCAUUCAUACAGUUGGGUCCGGAACAACACCCACAAAAGAAUAGCAGCAAUGCCGCGUCAAAGGGCAGUGAGUUUGAUCCUGCUGGUGGCAUUGGGGUUCUGCCAACAUCCGAUUCUGUUGAGAAACGCAUCGCUGAGCAGCUGCCAAGUUAUAUGGUGCCGACGGCAUUUCUCACUAUGAGAAAACUACCCACGACGAAUACCGGCAAGUUGAAUCGAAAGCAGCUUCGUAACAUUGGGGCGUCCUUGCCCAUCGAGCGUCUGGCAGCCAUGCGAGCAUCCAGACGAGUGAUGAGCGGACAGGUCGCCACCGAGGCCGAGCAAUGCGUCCAGAAACUAUGGUCUCAGGUACUCAAUAUUGAUGCCUGUAACCUUGGUUUAGAGGAUAACUUUUUCCAUCUUGGAGGCGAUUCUAUUGCUGCAAUGAUGAUGACUCGUGAAGCCCGCAAGAUUGGCUUGAAACUAACAGUGGCCGACAUCUUGCGGUACCCAACUAUUGGUCAGUUUGCGAAACACAGUAUCUCGCGGUCAGCUACAGAGUCAAAAGAAAUUGAAGCGUUUUCUCUUCUCGGGCAUCGUUUUGACAUUGCUUCGUUUCUCCGAGUCAUUUCUAGCCACUACCACGAUGUUGAUCCGGCCAGAGUACAAGAUGUUUGUCCCUGUACUCCACUCCAGGAGGGCCUCAUGUCCUUGGCGUUGAAACAAGCAGGAGAUUAUAUUAUGCAAGUUGUCAUUGAACUGGCUCCCGAUGUUCGAUUAAACGACCUGUGUACGGCUUGGGAGCAAGUCACUCGUGCGACGCCCGUGUUGCGAACCAGAAUUGUCCAGCAUGACCACUACGGUCUGGUUCAGAUCGUACUGGAUGAAGAUAUUCGCUGGAUUCAUGCAACUGGCUUGGAAAACUACCAGAUGUCAGAUAAAGCACACUCAAUGGCUUUGGGUGACCCACUCACUCGAUACGCGCUCGUCAGGGACGACGCCGGAAAGGCGAAAUGGCUUGUGUGGACAGUCCAUCACUGCCUCUUUGACGGCUGGUCCAUGAAUCUGGUCGCGGAGGCAGUACACCGCGCAUAUUUGGGUAAACAAAUCGACAACGGACCUAGUUUCCAAUCCUUUAUAAAGUAUAUACAAGAUCAAAAAGACGAGGCACUGGUGGAUUAUUGGAGACGGGCCAUGGCCGGCAGUGAAUGUGUCCCCUUCCCGGAGCCUCUUCCAUCCACGACACAACCAGUGAAAGCGGCUAGCAACGUUGAAGAAUUCGAAUUUCCACGGAUUCAAACCUCAGCCAAUGUUUCCACCGCAACACUGAUCCGUGCGGCGUGGGCCUUGAUCGCUGGGCGAACCACCAACUCGCACGACGUGGUGUUUGGCUCAACAGUGUCGGGACGAAGCGCACCGGUUGAGGGCGUCGAGUCAAUGGUGGCACCAACUUUCACAACCAUUCCUGUGAGAGUGACUUUGCCCGGAAAUCAGAGAGUUUCAGACUACUUGGAUACAGUCCAGCAGCAGUCCACAGACAUGAUACCCUUUGAGCAGGCGGGCUUGCACCGAAUUGCCAAGAUAUCACCCGAGUGCCGGAAAGCUUGCAUGUUCCAGACUCUGCUUGUUAUCCAACCGCAGGAUGCAAACAGUACCGAUGUCAUGUUUGGAAGAUGGAACUGGGACGACAAACAAAUGACGGGUAUGGGUACAUAUGCCAUUACUCUGCAAGUCCAUCUGGGUUCGGACACCAUCAUGGCGUCUGCUGCCUUUGACGCCACAGUGAUUGAGCCAUGGGUGCUUAAAGGGCUGCUAAGAAGACUCGAAUUUGUGAUGCGCCAGCUGAAUGAUGCACAGAACAUGACUUUGUCAGAAGUGAAGACGGCAACGGCCCAGGAUCUCAACCAAAUAUGGGAGUGGAACAAGGUCGUUCCAGAGUCUGUGGAGCGAUGCGUCCACGACAUAAUUGACCAAAAGGCACAAUUACAACCCCAUUCCCCUGCCGUGUGUGCUUGGAAUGGCAGCCUGACAUAUGGUGAACUGGGUCGACUCGCAACAAUAUUGGCGGGCCAGCUUGUCUCGUCGGGUGUCGAGCCAGGCAUGGUCAUCCCAUUGUGCUUCCACAAGUCCAUGUGGACAACUGUUUCGAUGCUUGCCGUUCUGAAGGCUGGUGGCGCUUUCGUCAUGCUAGACUGCUCUGUUCCGCAAGACUAUCUCCAGCAUCUUGUGCGGCAGGUUGACGCCCGCCUAAUUUUAUCGUCUCCGGACACUCAGUCAAUUGCCUCACGACUCUGUUCAGAUGUAAUUGUAGUCGGCCCAGAAUCUUUAUUAAAUAUGAAAGGCAAGACUUUUGGUCCACUUCCAAGCAUCAAGCCUGAAUCUGUCGCCUAUAUCGUCUUCACCUCGGGCAGUACUGGCAAUCCGAAAGGAGUCGUCAUUCCACACACAAGUUUCUCAUCAGCCAUACAUCAUCAAGCGGGCCUUUUGUUUAACAGAGGGUCCAGGAUUUUUGACUUUGCAUCACAUAGUUUUGAUGCUCCUAUCCACAAUACUCUGAUGAUUCUCGCGGCAGGGGGCUGCUUAUGCGUGCCAAGGGAUGAAGAUCGAAAGGAUAACCUGGCUGCCAGUAUGGCGUCGUUGAGGGCCAAUGUUGCCACACUUACACCAUCUGUUGCUCGAACCCUGUCUCCAGAACAAGUUCCCGAGCUCAAGUCAAUACUGUUUGUUGGAGAAAUGCUGCAUGCCACAGACGUCGCGCCCUGGUGGGGGAAGGCUGACGUGGUCAAUAUAUAUGGACCGACGGAAUGCACUCCCGUCAGCACAAUGAAUUUCCUCUCGGCGAGGCCCCAAGAUGCUCCUUGCAUGGGUAGAGGAGUCGGGCUUGUGACCUGGGUUGUGGACCCAGAUAAUUACGAUCAUCUGUUGCCAGCCGGCUGCAUUGGUGAACUAGUACUCGAAGGUCCCCUUGUCGGGCGCGGCUAUCUAAACGACCCGGAGAGAAAUGCAGCAGUGUUUAUCGAAGAUCCCAAAUGGCUGACUCUAGGAACUUUCAGCCUGCCUGGACGGCGCGGUCGCCUCUAUAAGACGGGUGAUCUUGUCCGAUACAACGAAGACGGAACCCUGACAUGUAUUGGCCGCCGGGAUGCCCAAGUCAAGAUCCGCGGUCAGCGAGUGGAACUAGGAGAGGUUGAGCAGCAUGUAAGAGCAUGCAUACCAGGUGUGAAGCAGGCGGCUGCAGAGGUCAUCAUACCAGGAGGGCAAGGAGCCGUUCCAACACUGGCUGUGUUUGUAGCGAUGGAUGAUGCCACAUCACGGUUUCCGAGUCGGGGCCGGAACGGCGACUCACGGAGAACCCCGACCAGCACGGCCUCAAGUGGAACAAAUGGAACAUGCAAUGGAACACUGGUGCCCCAAGUUAUUGCAAUAUCCGCCCAGGUGGAAAAUGAGCUGGCCCGGAGCUUGCCGGCCUACAUGCUCCCGACCGUCUACUUCGCUCUUGAAGCCCUGCCUCUCAACAACUCGGGCAAAACCGACCGACGGCGUCUGCGUCAGCUCGGGGCCAGCUUCAGUGCCCAGCAGCUGGCCGAGCUGCGUACAUGUAGCGAUUCUCAUGUCCAGAAACGCCCGCCAUCUACCAGCGCGGAGCGUGAGCUUCAACGGAUCUGGGCGGGCGUCCUCAACAUCAAUGCUGCAACCAUUGGCAUCGACGACAGCUUCCUCCGCCUGGGGGGUGAUUCUAUCACGGCCAUGCAAGUUUCGGCAGCCGUCCGACUCUCUGGGGUCAGCAUUUCUACCGCAGAAAUUCUACAGAAGAAGACCAUCGCCCUGCUAGCAGCAACUCCCUCAGCUCGCGAAAUCAAGCCCGACCCGGCCGUGAAUCCUACCAACACGGCCGAAACAGAUGACGGCCAGCCUUUCCGGUUGAGCCCAAUUCAGCAGCUGUAUAUGCAAGUACACGAGAACCCAACGUGCCAGCCUUUCGAUCAAAGCUUUCUCCUUGAGCUGCGGGCUUCUGUAUCCCUUGUGUCGGUGUUACGCUCCAUUGAGGCCAUUGUAUCCAGACAUCCAAUGUUAAGAGCGCGCUUCAGCCAGACUAGCCAGGGGGCAUGGCAACAGCACAUCAGCAGCGAUAUCUUGGGCUCAUUCCACGUUUGCCAGGAGCACACAUCAGAAUCUUCAGCUAGCAAAGCAAAUGACGGCCCAAUUAGCCGGUGUCGCCAAAGGCUCAAUAUAGAAGACGGUCCUCUGGUCGCUGCGGUGUUGUUGCAGGACACAAAGUCUCAGUCUCUCUUCAUAACCAUCCACCACUUGGUCGUAGAUCUUGUCUCUUGGCGUAUUCUGCUACAAGAACUCGAGAUGCUGAUAACUAAGCGUCCAAUAUACACGCAGGUAAUAACAAGUUUUCGGACAUGGUGUUCCUUGCAGGCACAAUACGCAGCAAGCCAGCUUGGCCCCGGAGAAGGGCAUGGGAAAAGCACAAUCCAGCCAUCUCCAUUGUCCUACUGGGGAUUCGAUGUGAUCCCGGCUCGCAACAGCACACUGGCAACAAGCCAAUUCGUUCUCGACAAACUGUCAACCGAUGCCAUAAUGGGUAGCUGCAAUGAGGCGUUCGGCACACGGCCAGUCGAGCUUAUGAUAACCGCUCUUGCCUAUUCUUUCAGCACUGUAUUCACAGAUCGGUCAUCAGUCUCUAUAUUCAGCGAAGGACAUGGGCGUGAGCCGUGGGAUGACCUUGUUGACCUUUCGCACACGGUUGGUUGGUUUACAACCAUAUUCCCAGUGCACGUGCCUGCUUUGGGUCAUGAAAAUCUUCUAGAUGCUACUUGUCGCACCAAGGAUUUUAUUAGGUCGUUUCCAAAGAACGGCUGGUCCUACUUCACAUCUAAAUUUGCGGAUAAGAAAGCCGCAGCAGCUAACAUCUCGGAUUUCCCUGUUGAAGUACUGUUCAACUAUGCAGGCUCGUAUCAGCAGUUUGAGCGAGACGACGCCCUGUUUCGGAAUAUUUCCAUGCCCAAUGAUCCAAGCACUACUUUCUCCACAGGCCUUCGCCAGCUUGCAUUAUUCGAUAUUGAGGCGCACGUGGACCGAGGGCGCUUCACCGUGAGCUGUGACUUUCCCGAUAAUAUUCGUCAUCGGGACAGGAUUGAAGCCUGGGUAGAGCAAUAUCAGGUGACGUUGAAACAGCUUGCCAAAACAUUAAAGGACCGGCCGUUCCAGUGUACUUUGUCAAAUUUCCCAAUGGCCUUCACUUCCUACGAAGAUAUAAACGAGUUUCAGCGUCGCCUCAAUUCUUCAUGGGGCAUCACACGCGUUGAAGACAUCGACGAUGUGUACCCGUGCACACCAUUGCAGAAGGAUAUGCUGAAGGCACAAAAGAAAGACUCCCGAAAGUACCGUAUUGAGCUUGGCGUUACAAUACGCGGCUGCCAAGACAAAGCAGUUGACUUGUUGAGGAUUGAGCAGGCAUGGGUUGCAGUUGUACGGCGACAUUCCCUCCUUCGCACGCUGCUAGUGGACGACAUCCCUGGGACCAAUGAGCCUAUGCAUAUUGUAUUGAAGGAUUAUGUGCCGAAAAUAUCUCAUGUAGAGGCCGCGGAAAAUGUGCCCUUGCAAGCCCGACCCCGAGUCGUGGGAUACCAGAAGCAUGUCCCUCAACAUCACCUUUCCGUCUACCAGUGCAAUGGGAAUGUGGCGCAGCUUCAACUGGAGAUUAAUCACGCCAUCUGUGACGGCUAUUCCAUUGACCUCUUGCUUAGAGACUUCCGGUCCGCAUAUAACCGCACACUGGAACCCAACGGUCCAUUGUUUGGAGAAUACGUCAAGUACAUAUUCAAACAGCGACCUUGGUCAACUGAGUCGAAAUUGCAUGAUGAAGGCAGCGACGACUUUGUGCCGUGCUUUAUUCCAGUGUUGGGAGACAGCCAGGACAGGAAACACAGUAGCACAUUCCGCGUUGAUGUCCCCGACAUGGACACCUUCAAGAUACGCACCUUUUGCGCGGAAUGGGAAAUUACCGCUGCUACUCUCAUCAAGACAGCUUGGGCAAUUGUGCUAUAUAAAUAUACAGGGCUGACAUCACCUUGUUUUGGCAACCUUGUCUCAAGACGGGAUGCACCAGUGGCAGAAGCAUCCAAUAUGUUCGGACCACUCAUGGACCUCGUUCCGUGUCGAGUUGACCUCGACAAGGAGCAGAAAAGUGUCCUGCAGAUACUGAGGAAACUAAACGCCGAAUUUAUCCAUAGCCUAUGGAAUCAAACUCCGUCCGGCACGAACGUACGGCAGCGUAGCAGCAAGCCUUUUAACACUGCUAUAUCCUUUCAACGAGCGGCACCCGACUUGCCUCUAACGGACGAUGGCCACUCCAUUUUCAUGUGUGAUUGGCUCGAUCCUGUGGAAUGGGACAUUUAUGUCCGUGUAGAAGAUUCCACGGAUACGAUUUCGGUGACCCUAGAGUUCUGGCAGGACAAGGCAUCGCAGAAUGCAGCAGUGGGUGUAGCGAAAUGUCUGAUCGCUGCGAUUUCUUCGAUUACCGCGGACCCGGAUAAAAGUCUUCGGGCAAUUCUAUAG
Molecule: messenger RNA, 8661 nt
Organism: Metarhizium brunneum ARSEF 3297
Lineage: Eukaryota; Fungi; Ascomycota; Sordariomycetes; Hypocreales; Clavicipitaceae
Product: Nonribosomal peptide synthase atnA
Biological process (GO): secondary metabolite biosynthetic process; amino acid activation for nonribosomal peptide biosynthetic process
Cellular component (GO): cytoplasm
Molecular function (GO): phosphopantetheine binding; catalytic activity
Source: RefSeq, a predicted model, not a curated record